AUGCCCUUUCAUCCCCCUGGAGCAGGCAGCGCACACUGGACCCUUGUGUUCGCUCAGGGAGCCCCGGUGACGUUAGCUCGGCUCUCUGCUGUUUUGAGCUACCACGGCACCCGUCGCACGUCUCCCCAGCGCUACGGCAGCAACCCACUCCUCUCUCGCUCGCGGGGUUACCACUAUGGGUGGGAUCACUCAGUUCACAAAAGGAAAAGACUCCCCCCAGUGAAAAGGUCUCUAGUGUACUACCUGAAAGGUAGAGAGGUCAGGAUGCAGAAUGAGUUCAGCUACCACCGCUUGUUGCAUGGAUAUGCAGCCCAGCAGCUUCCCAGUCUCCUGAAGGAGAGAGAAUUUCAUCUUGGAACUCUUAAUAAAGUGUUUGCCUCCCAGUGGUUGAACCACCGACAAGUGGUGUGCGGGACAAAAUGCAACACAUUGUUUGUGGUAGAUGUCCAGACUGGUCAAAUUACCAAGAUUCCUAUUCUGAAAGAUCGCGAACCUGGCAUGGUGAACCAGCAGGGCUGUGGUAUUCAUGCCAUUGAGCUCAACCCCUCAAGGACCCUUCUGGCCACAGGUGGAGACAACCCCAACAGUCUUGCAAUUUAUCGUCUGCCUACACUUGAUCCUGUCUGUGUGGGAGAUGAUGGGCACAAGGACUGGAUAUUUUCAAUUGCAUGGAUCAGUGAUACUAUGGCUGUUUCUGGUUCCCGGGAUGGUUCGAUGGGUCUCUGGGAGGUCACAGAGGAUGUGCUGUCCAAAAGUGAUGCCAGGCAUAAUCUUUCUCAAGUUCCUGUCUAUGCCCACAUAACACACAGGGCUCUGAAGGAUAUUCCCAAGGAGAACACCAAUCCUGACAAUUGCAAAGUUCGAGCAUUGGCUUUCAACAAUAAGAAUAAGGAGCUGGGAGCUGUGUCCCUAGAUGGAUAUUUUCAUCUUUGGAAAGCAGAACAUACACUGUCAAAGUUACUUUCCACAAAGUUGCCAUACUGCAGGGAGAACGUGUGUUUGGCUUAUGGUCAGGAGUGGUCAGUGUAUGCAGUAGGAUCACAGGCACAUGUCUCCUUCCUGGAUCCAAGGCAGCCAUCUCACAACGUUAAAUCCGUCUGUUCCAAAGAACGAGGCAGUGGUAUUCGGUCAGUGAGCUUCUAUGAGCACAUCAUCACGGUGGGAACAGGGCAAGGUUCCUUAUUGUUUUAUGAUAUCAGAGCCCAGAGGUUCCUGGAUGAAAAGCCUCCACGUGCCUGCUAUGGCCAGAAGCAGAAACUAGGAGGAAGUGAAAUUCUGAAGUUGACUACUGGGAAAGGUUGGCUGAAUCAUGAUGAAACCUGGAGGAAUUAUUUUUCUGACAUUAAUUUCUUCCCAAAUGCUGUUUACACCCACUGCUACGACUCGUCUGGAACGAAACUCUUUGUGGCAGGAGGCCCCCUUCCAUCAGGACUUCAUGGGAAUUACGCUGGUCUCUGGAGCUAAUAACUCUUUACAAAAGCUGAUCUCUACACAGAUUUCCACUUUUCCUUUUUUUAACAAAGAAAUUGUGUGAUACCAUUGAUUUCUGAUUUAAAUGCAAGUUAUUUUUUGGCAGAGUUUUCUGUUGGUCUCCAACAGUUUUGUACAUCUUUUUGAACCAGUUUUUUGCUUUAACCUCCUUGAUCCUUUAUAUGAAGGGUUUUUGAAAUCCCUUUUUAUUGUAUUUACUCCAAAUGACUCUUCCCCCACAUUUAGGCUAUCUUGGCCAUAUGCCCCCUCCCCUAUUUUGCCGUGAGGUAGGAUUCCUUUCUUAUAGAGUGGUUGCUCCUGGGCUUUCUGUGAAAGUCUAGGGGCUGUGUGUGUGCAGGUACUUUGUCAGUUACAUUACCUGGAGUGAGGACUACUUGUAAUUAAAAAAAAAAAAAUAUUAAAAAUAUUUAUAAGAGAUAAGCUACUACUUUAUCUGCAGAGCCUGGCCGAGGCCUGAGUUGAUCUUAUUUUUUAAAAGUACAAGUCUAAUGACACUGUUUAUAUGUAGCCCAAACUACAGAAGUGUAUCUCAACAGUGUAUUUGUAUUUGAAUUGUAGUUUUCAGCAGUGCCAGGAGCAAAACCUGAUCUUGUUUGUUCUCUGCCUAUCCCAGGUAUCAGCUUGCACAACUGGGGUUUCAGAGUAGGCUUGUUCUGCAGCAUGGCUGUUGCAGGGCAACAUCACAUCAGAACUGAAGGUUGAGGCUUACAGAGGUGCUAUGAGGAAAUGGGGGCUAGGGACAUGAGUUGUCUUGUCAAUAAAUGAAUUAAAGCUAACCAUAUUCCAGAUGAGCUAAGGCUCCUGAGUACACUGCUGUGGCAGCUCAUGGAUUCCUAGUAGUCUGCCUAAAACCCAGGAUCUUUUUUGUCCCGGGUCAAGGAAAUAUUCUCAACCCCACUUUAGCUCUUCUGGUUAGUUGUUAGGAUAGUUGUUAACCAGUGCCUCUAGCAAACCAAUGGAAAAAAUAAAUUGUUCUUUUCCCUAAGGUCAAAAAGUGUAUCUCAUACUUUCCAAUGCAGGCUGGAAGCUUAGCAUGUAGCAAGAUAACUUGCCGUUAGCUCAUCUUUGUGUUAGCAUCUGUUAUCAUCCUGCUUGCUAUAGGAGAUAUUCAGCCUUUCCCCAGAGUCCCCUGCCUUCAUUCUGCAUUCAGACUCCCUUGAACUUUACCUAGGAUUGUGGAUAGGGAGAAUAGGUGUGUGCAUUCCUGAAAGAGGAGGAGGAUCUUAUUGAAUACUCAGCUGAAACGCAAGGCUCCAGGGUGCUCUUCCUGGUCUUCUAGCAGGCACUAGGAGCUUUGGGCUUGUUAUUGAUGCUUCCAUCCUCUUCUGGGAUGAAUGUGUUCUCCCUGCCCCCAUCACUGGCAGAGUGGAAAAUGUGCCUGUACCUUGGCUGCUUGGGUGCCAAACGGGCAGUUUGCUGAAGCUGUGAAAGAAGACAAGGCAGGGGCACGUGCUCUGUUCUCCUGUCUCAGCUGGAGAGUACAGCCACUGUGGUAGAGUAGCAAGAGUCCCUUAAGCAGUUUCUGCCAGACUUACUGGAGCUAGUCUGCCCAUGUCCUUAAAGGCCCUCUUGUCUUUUUGUACUCAGUGUCUCCAUCAGUAAUGCCAAGCAGUGAGGCUCUGGCUUCAUUUCUAGUUGGUAGGGAAGUUGAGACUUGGAUGAAAAUCCUGUUAGGAAUGCAGUUCUGUCCCAUCUGAGUGGAAGUCAGGGCAAGAGAAGAGAUGUGCACCUGUUCCAGAAAUAUAAUUUACUUAAACUGAGCCCUGACAUGGGUGCUUGACAAAGAUUUUUGCUGCAUUUCAUAAUUCUACUUCCCUUGUGGGCUGGCUGCUUAAACUGAUUCAAUUCACAGCACUGUAUGCUUAGCUAUUCAGGUUUUUCUCAGAAAAGUGGCCAUUACACCACGGAGUAGUGAAUGAUCUCUCCCAUGUUCUAUUUUAUUUAGAGUUGUUCAUUGUUUUUUUUAAAUAAUAUUGUAGUGUCAUUUAUGUUGUUCUGUGAUGGCAAUGUAUUGCUUUGGUGAUUUUAGAAGAUUUGAAGAGAGGAAAUAUGCAGAGGAAAAAAAAUGAAGUACGGUAGGAUGUAUUUUUCUGGGAUUACUCCUUCAGCUGCUGUGUAAGAUGACUCCUGUUGCAGGGGACAUAUUCUGCUCAGCUCUUUUAUUUGGCCUUCAUUUAAGUGGUGUUUUUCUUUAAAGUGGACAUGGGUCUACUUUAGCCUCCUUCAGUUUUUUAGAAACAACAGUUAAUAGUUAGGCACUUAGUGUCACUAGUGUCAAAGGAUGUUGAUCUAUUUCUAGCCCUGAUGUUGAUCUGUUAAACUGAAACAUUUCAGGUCUGAGCAAGGGGGCAAAGAGGGGUGUUCGUGUGGCCUGAGUUUCGGCACCCAAAUUUGGAAGCUGAUCUUCUUAAAGUAGGCUGAGCCUUUAGUUUACUGCAGGGGACAGCUCAGCACCUCUGGAAAGUGUCUCUCUGACUGAUCUCCCCAAGGUACUUAAUUUGUGGUCCUAAAGCCUUGCGGUUUGAGAGCCCUUUUUCUCCUUUCCGCCCCCCCCGCCCCCCCUUUUUCUCCAUAGGAACCUUAGGAGAAUUUUUAGAAUCUGGACAGUGUUGUCAAAUCCCCUUGAGUUUCACAGCCUUCUGUGUGCUCUGUUUCCAGAGCAUCCCCCUCAAGAUAACCUCUCACGUGGAGGGAGCCAGCCUUGUUGCAUUGUGGAAAAGUCCAUUUAAAAACUAGAAACAAACUAGAUAGUACUAUCAAGCAUGCAAAUGAAUUUGAGGUAGAAAACUUCACUUCCAGUCUGUUCCAGUGGUUUUAAAUGCUUGUAAUAAUACAGAUGUUGUGUUUCAGAAUACUGUGUUGAGUGUCCUUUUAAGGUAGACACAUGAGCCCUGCAGGCUGAAGCCAUGUCACUUUCAAUCCAUUCACUGCUAGAAACUGAGAAAAGGAAGAGAAAGGAGAUGAUAUGCCAGCUUAUCCAAGUGUAAGGUAUAGGAGAAAUGGAAGAACGCAGACUUCCUCACUUGAUGCAGCUGUGUUGUCCUACUGAUUUAGGUAACAGAACUGAAAUCUAGGGUUGUGGUGAGAAAGGCAGAGGCUUCCUAAUGAAGUACGGGAGAGGUACAGCAAGGAGCCUCUGCACUCAGCAUGGACGUGAGUAGGUAGGCAUGCCUCAUCAUGCAGAUGGCAGUUACACCCCUGUGAUGGAUUUAGUCUGACUACACUUCAGUAGUCAGCUCACUGGGCUGUGCUGAGACCCAGUGGUGUUUGAAUUUUCAGACUGUCUUAACUUUUACACUGUUUCUUAAUGAUUUAUCUUCCUCAGUCUUUUCUGUCCUCCUUGAAUGAUCUAUUGGUGGUGCCUCUUCCCUCUCAAAUCAUCCCAGUCUUUAUUGCAGCAAUAUCGUACUUGCGGGGGUGACCUCUGCCAAACAGAAAUGGGCCUGCUGACAUUUUGACAAGCCAUGUUUGAGACCUUCAGUUUGUUCUGUUUUAAACUAGGUAGAACUUUGAGUCUGGCUAAAGCUAGAACUGGGCAGUUGUCAUUUUGCAUGUUAGCUGACUGAUGGGAUUGAAGGGAGAGGGAAACCUUUAAUCUUAGUAGGAGACUGCCAGACUUUACUUUUUUCUUGCUGCUUACUUUUCAGUAAUGCAGGAUCUUAGGUGCUGCAGUUGAGUGUAGCAAGCAGUUAAUUUUGUCACUCAGUUCUUUUCACUAGACUAUCAUUUUUGGGGUGUAUCUGGGUAUUACACUUUCAGUAUUCAGAAUCACAUGCAACCAAGCUAAUGUGGGUUCAGCUAAUAUUGGUUAUGGGUUCAGUAGUACCCAGCUCAUGAGUAACUGGGUAGCAGCCCCUCAAUAGCUAUCAGGUAUUAUGUGAUGGACGCUCCUGAGGAAGUAAAAGCUGCUUCGCCACAUUAGCCUGAGCAUAGCAAUGAGGGUUAUUCACACUCUCUUUCACUAGACCUUAUUCCUAGUAAUUCCUCCAGCCUUUCCCCUUGUACAGGCCAAGGAGAAUUGCUGCUGCUCUCCCCAGGUGCUUUCUGGGAUUGUUUUAAGGAAGUGAGUGAACUGCAGUCCAUUUCUGUUUGGUUCCCUCAUCAGUCUGCUGGUGUUAGUGCAAGGUGAAUAAAUUAUGAAAAAAUAGUCAAUAGGUGUUUGUUUCUAGUUUCAAUUGUUCUUUUUCCACAAAGAUCCAUUUGAAGGCACGUUGCAGGAGCACCCAGUGAUCUUACUGCAUUUAGUCUGUCCACAAAUGUUACAUUUACGUUGUGGGAGAGACUUGUGACUGACUUAAUGAGGGAGACCCCUAAACUUCGUUAUGGAGAAAUGUUUUCCACCUCCUUUUGAAAUCUUCGGCAGUUUUUGCAUCUUAAGGAUUAACAGACUUGUAUACCAGUUACUUCUCUCUGAAACUUCAUCCUCUUCUGUCAUCUGAGCACUUGCUUUGUAGAAAGCUUGUAGCUGCAGAGACUAAGAUUAAAGUUAUGAUCCAGCUAUGUCAAGUGGUGGAGUUUGGUGUCUUAAUUUCUGCCCCUCAGCCGAGAAGCACUAGCUGACCUUGUUAAUGGAUGUCCCUCACCCAGUGCAAAUGUGAAUUAAAUCAGGUUUGGUUAGACUGUUUGUGGAAGCACCCAUUUUGUUGGCAAGAAACCAAGAACAGAUGGGCUGUCAGUCAUUGUGUCUCAGCAAAAAAGUGGCAUCUUCCGGCAGCCAGGUGGGAACGCAGAGGUGUGUCUGUGGUAGUCUGAUACCGUUAUUUUCUUUUAAGCCCACUUUUCGUGAUGUCUAAGGCGCUCUUGAUUAGCUUAUGCCGCAAUCAGCGCUGUGACUCAAUUACUGAACUUGACUACAGCUAAUACAGAGGAAUGCUGCUGCUGCUGCAGAGCUGUGUGAAACGCAGACCAGAGUUGAUACUCUGACCAGCCCAUGCUGAGCCCUAGACUACUCUGCUAGGCAUACACAAAUUCUCUAGUUUCAAGGCAAGUGAAAAUACACCUGUGUGCACUGUUGGCCAUCCUGCAGCCAUAGUCCAUGAUGUGACCUUAGCUCAAAGUGCAAUUGUCUGAUUGCUGCAGAGUCUUCAGGAACUUAUAAGACUCUGAAGAACAGA
Molecule: messenger RNA, 6605 nt
Organism: Struthio camelus australis
Lineage: Eukaryota; Metazoa; Chordata; Aves; Struthioniformes; Struthionidae
Source: RefSeq, a predicted model, not a curated record